Radiomyces spectabilis is the source of this 2138-nucleotide messenger RNA. Its product is annotated as GDP dissociation inhibitor. Bases 186 to 1862 code for a protein of 558 amino acids. The transcript is spliced from 10 exons. Gene Ontology annotation, biological process: vesicle-mediated transport; small GTPase-mediated signal transduction; intracellular protein transport. Gene Ontology annotation, molecular function: GDP-dissociation inhibitor activity. The record is from RefSeq and is a predicted model, not a curated record. Lineage: Eukaryota; Fungi; Mucoromycota; Mucoromycetes; Mucorales; Radiomycetaceae. Gene Ontology annotation, cellular component: cytoplasm; cytosol; Rab-protein geranylgeranyltransferase complex.
AAAAAAAAAAAAAAAGAAGAAAGAAUAGCAUUCGUGCUCAGGGUAUUAGAGUUCCAUUGAUCAUGCAUUUUGUGGGCCUUCUUCAAAGAGGGACUGAGAUUUCGGUUUAAAACCGAGAAUGGCCAAAAUCGGGAAUUCGCUGAGUUUCCACGAAGAACCACCACUUCAUCCACGAAAUUGUCCUCAUGGCCUCCGAACAACCGUCUGUACUUGAUGAAACCAGCUUUGACGUAAUCGUUCUCGGCACAGGUCUUGUCGAAUCGAUCCUUGCUGGAUCCCUCGCUCGCAUCGGUAAAACGGUGCUCCAUCUGGAUAGCAAUCCCUAUUAUGGCGGUAACUGGAGUGUUUUGAAUUUCCGAGAUCUACUUUCGUGGGUCAAAGAUCGAUCAGACUGUGUAAUGAACGAACAAGAAGCGGAUAAUACGAUACAUUACAAGAAAAGAUACGAAGAGAACUUCAGAAAUAUUGAUUUCAAACUGUAUGAACCCUCGACGGACAGUAAGGAGGACUCGAAAUCGUUGGAAACAGCCCCAUCACAGUUGCAAGAGGCGAUAGCGGCAUUACAUACACAUUUGCAACCAUCCACACUCUGGGAAGAAGACGUGAUCAAAUCAGCGCUAGAGCGUGAAGCCGCAAUAAUCACUGAAAGUUCCACCACUGAUCUCACCAAAAGUGUGUCGAAAUUAGAGAGGAUGCUGGACAGCGUGAAACAGUCAAGAUCCUAUAAUCUCGAUCUUGCACCCAAAAUACUAGGCUGCCGAGGCGAGUUGGUUGAAGUAUUGAUGCGGUCCGGGGUCGGUCGUUAUCUGGAAUUUCAAGGUGUCAAUGAUAUUUUCCUUUACGACGCCGCUGAUGACCAUUUUGAAAAAGUACCCAGUUCAAAGGAAGACGUAUUCACCAACAAGUCAAUCGCUCUCGUGGAAAAGCGUAAAUUGAUGAAAUUUCUCACGUUUGCCAUGAACUAUGAUGAACAGGAUGUGGCUUCUCUAGAAGGCUAUGAGACGGCCCCUUAUGAACGAUUCCUGGAGGAAAAGUUUAAAAUUACUGGCAAGCUCCAGGCUGCAAUCCUUUAUGCCAUCGCCAUCGUCGACAGCAAAGCCCUUACGCCACAAGGCCUGGCACGGACACAGAGCUUUAUGAAGUCCAUGGGACGAUUUAGUAAAGGUGGUUAUCUUUGUGCGCUGUAUGGCGGCGGCAGCGAGAUUGCACAAGCUUUUUGCAGAGUAUGUGCCGUUUACGGAGGCGUUUAUAUUUUGAAUCAGCCAUUGAAAAAAAUGGAGAUGGACAAUGAUAAUCAAUGUGUCGGUGUGACCACCGAAGAUGGUCAAACCUUCCACUGUCGAUGGCUUGUGACAGGCAUUGAUUAUAUGCCGAAAAACUGGUUAUCAUCGACGGAACAGACCUGGGUAUCAAGGGCUUUCCUUGUUACGGAUAGACCAUUGGCAUAUGUGGAGGAGGACCACAUGGAGGCACUCGGAUUUGGUGUUAUUCCGCCUCAAACCAUCGCCGCAAAUACCAAACCAGUCCUUUCUUUACAUCUCAGCAAUGAAAGCAUGGCCUGUCCACGCGAUCAAUAUGUCACUUAUUUAUGGACGGAGGACGAUAGCCAAGUAUUACAGGAUAUUGUCCAAACGUUACUGGAUAAACAUGAUGUGUCACCUCGUUUUGCAUUAUUCUACCAACAACGGAUACGACAUUGUGAGGACGCUCAACUUCCCGGAAAUGUAUUACUCUGCCCUGAUCCGACGGCUUCGCUUGAUUUUGAAGACGCUAUGCGCAAGGCGAUGCAAUUGUUUACCGUUUGUUGUCCCGAAGAGGAAUUCAUGCCCGCUCAGGAGGAAGAUCCUGAUGCUAAUAUCUAGCGUGCAGCAUAUAAAUUGAUGCAAAUCAUAUAUUCAUACUCUGUGUAUAAAAACUAAACUGAAUACAUCCUACGAGGUAGAAUUUAUCAGAUAGUUGAACGAUGGUCACUGUCCUAAAACUUACUUUUUGCUGUGAAAUCAAUGAUCGUGCUUCGCUUCAUUUGUACUUCCAGUAACUCACGCCAAAAGCUUUAAUUUGUUACCAUCAACUUUAUUGUUAUAAGCUUUGCAUGUAACAAACAAGACGUGAUCGAAAUGUAUAAAAUAUAAAUAAAG